Messenger RNA from Eriocheir sinensis (Chinese mitten crab), 1932 nucleotides. Its product is annotated as glutamate--cysteine ligase-like. Gene Ontology annotation, cellular component: glutamate-cysteine ligase complex. The transcript is spliced from 14 exons. Gene Ontology annotation, biological process: glutathione biosynthetic process. The coding region runs from base 13 to 1932 and encodes 639 amino acids. Gene Ontology annotation, molecular function: glutamate-cysteine ligase activity. NCBI's taxonomy places the organism in Eukaryota, Metazoa, Arthropoda, Malacostraca, Decapoda, Varunidae. The record is from RefSeq and is a predicted model, not a curated record.
UUGUGCUGCGCCAUGGGUCUUCUCUCAAAAGGCACGCCGCUGUCUUGGCCUCGGACCAAGCAGCUCGCAGACCAUGUGAGGGAACACGGUAUCAGGCAGUUCAUCAACCAGUACCAUCAGCUCAAAGGACGCCAGGGGGAUUGCCUCAGGUGGGGGGACGAGUACCGGUACAUUAUCGUACAGAAAAGUUACUACGACCGGAAGGCAAAGUUGCGAAUGAAAGGUAAAGAAGUCCUGCUCACGCUCAGGGCAGGUGACAGCACGGAGCCACAGGAGGUGCGGUCGAAGUGGCACCCGGAAUACGCGGAGUACAUGGUGGAGAGUACACCGGGCCUACCCUACGGGUCGCUGGUGCAGCACUUCAACAUCGUGGAGCACAAUAUGAACUUCCGACGCAGUAAAGUCCAGUCUCUGCUGCAGCCCGAUGAAGUUGUCUUGUCUCUCGCAAACUUCCCGAGGUUGGGCUGCCCUGACUUCACCUUCCCGCCCACCUGGCCAGACCCCAACAGCGGGGCCUCGUGCUCCCUCUUCUUCCCUGACGCGGCGAUCACACAGGGUCUUCCGCGAUCCAAAACGGUGACGAGGAACCUUCGGGAGAGGCGGAAAGAAAAAAUUACAAUAAAUGUCCCCAUUUACGUGGACCUCAAGACCCCUAGGCCCUUCGUGGAGGACCUGGCAAAGUACGGCGACGACGGAAGCUCUGCGGCGGCGGCCAAAGAUAAUCACAUUUACAUGGACGCAUUGGGCUUUGGGAUGGGCUGCUCGUCCCUCCAGAUGACCAUCCAGGCGUGCAACAUUGACGAAGCACGGGUCCUCUACGAUCACCUGACACCCAUCUGCCCGAUCAUGCUGGCCCUCACCGCUGCCAGCCCAAUCUUCCGCGGUUACUUGUCUGACGUGGAUUGCCGAUGGGACAUUAUCGCAGCCUCAGUGGAUUGCCGCACCAGAGAGGAGAAAGGCUUUGAACCCCUCAAGAACGACAAAUUUGUGAUACCCAAAUCUCGCUGUGGUUCCGUGGACUGUUACUUGUCUGAGUUUGGCUCCAGGUACAAUGACAUUCCUAUGGUGUACGACAAGAAGAUUGAACAAAAUUUGCUGGACAGUAAGGUGGACAAGCAGAUGGCCCAGCACAUGGCCCACCUCUUCAUCAGGGACGCCCUCUGUCUUUACUUUGAAAAGAUUCACCAGGACGAUUUGAGGGAGAUGGACCAUUUUGAAAACAUUCAGAGCACAAACUGGCAGUCCAUGCGGUUCAAGGUCCCGCCCAUCAACAGUAACAUAGGCUGGCGGGUGGAAUUCAGGCCGUGCGAGGUUCAGUUGACAGACUUUGAAAAUGCCGCCUUUGGGGUGUUCAUCGUCCUGCUGACCCGAGCCAUUCUCACUUUCAAGCUGAACAUCCUCAUAACAAUCUCCAAGGUUGAAGAGAAUAUGAAGAACUGCCAGAAGCGGAACGCUGUGCUGGAGCAGAAAAUGUGGUUCAGACGAAAUCUUUUCGGCCGCGACGGAAACAAGGCCGACGAUGUUAGUCAGAUGACCGUCAGCGAAAUCAUCAACGGAAAGGGGGACGAGUUUGUGGGUCUGAUACCACUGGUGCGGCAGUAUCUUGGGGCGCUGGACAUGGACGCCAACACAGCUUGCACCAUUAGCCAGUACCUCAGCUUUAUCAGUGCUCGGGCAUCAGGGGCUGCCAUGACCACAGCCACCUGGAUGAGGAACUUUGUCACCACACAUCCGGAGUACAAACAAGACUCUGUGGUGAGUGAUGGUAUCAACUACGACCUCAUCAUAGCCGCCAGCGAGAUAACUCAGGGAAUACGCAACUGUCAGGAGCUGCUGGGCGGGAUACCCAAGACCAAGACGACUGAAGACAUUCCAAAAGCCAUGAAGAAGACCAUACAGAUAACCUGUCUGGACUUGCGCAAGGAUGAGUGA